AUAUAUAUAUAUAUUUGUGUCUAUUCACCUUGUUUGCUAGAAUUAUUCAUCUGUUUUUUGAUUUAUUCGUGUACCUGUGUGUGUGUAGCAUUUCCGCACCGCUGUACUGUAUCACACAGGUCCUCGGACUUGUGUCAGUUGUUUCAGAUCCAACUCUGCUGUUGCCGCACGAGAUGUCGAGCAGUCAGGGUGUCGGGCAGAAACAGCAACUACAACAACAGCAGCAACAGGCUAAUGUGCCGACAACGGAACCGGCGGAAGAAUCUCUGCAUCCGUCACAGCCGCCGGAACAGCAGCCACCCGCAUCACCAAGGCGGAGAAGUGUAGAGCAUGCACAUUUGCAGCAAGAUGACCCCUUUGGGCAUCCAGGACUCGCGUUAUCGCGUGACNGCGGAGAAGUGUAG
Trypanosoma grayi is the source of this 404-nucleotide messenger RNA. RefSeq lists its product as hypothetical. Lineage: Eukaryota; Euglenozoa; Kinetoplastea; Trypanosomatida; Trypanosomatidae. The record is from RefSeq and is a predicted model, not a curated record. The annotation marks the transcript as partial. The transcript has a single exon.